This is a messenger RNA of Ochotona princeps (American pika), 1193 nucleotides long. RefSeq names its product glutathione S-transferase Mu 1-like. NCBI's taxonomy places the organism in Eukaryota, Metazoa, Chordata, Mammalia, Lagomorpha, Ochotonidae. Gene Ontology annotation, molecular function: glutathione transferase activity. The record is from RefSeq and is a predicted model, not a curated record. The transcript has 8 exons. Gene Ontology annotation, biological process: glutathione metabolic process. The coding region runs from base 44 to 700 and encodes 218 amino acids.
CCGCAGCAGCAGCAGCAGCAGCAGCAGCAGCAGCAUCAGCAGCAUGCCUGUAACGCUGGGUUACUGGGAUCUCCGCGGGCUGGCUCACUCCAUCCGCCUGCUCCUGGAGUAUACGGACACCAGCUACGAGGAAAAGAAAUACACGUUGGGGGACGCUCCCGACUAUGACCGAAGCCACUGGCUGAAUGAGAAAUUCAAGCUGGGCCUGGACUUCCCCAACCUGCCCUACCUGAUUGACGGGACUCACAAGCUCACCCAGAGCAAUGCCAUCGUGCGCUACCUCGGCCGCAAGCACAACCUGUGUGGGGAGACAGAAGAGGAGAAGAUUCGUGUGGACAUUCUGGAGAACCAGGCUAUGGACAACCGCAUGCAACUGAUAGCGAUCUGCUACAGCCCUGACUUUGAGAAGCUGAAGCCCGACUACCUGAAGGGCCUCCCAGACAAGCUGACACUGUACUCCCAGUUCCUGGGGAAGCGGCCCUGGUUUGCAGGGGACAAGAUCACCUUUGCCGAUUUCCACGCUUAUGAUGUCUUGGAUGAGAAUCGUAUAUUUGCUCCUGGGUGCCUGGACGCAUUCCCAAACCUGAAGGAUUUCCUGGCCCGAUUUGAGUCCCUGCCAAAGAUCGCUGCCUAUAUGAAGUCCAGCCGCUUCCUCCCGAGACCUGUAUAUUCUAAGGUGGCCAGCUGGAUUGGAAAAUAAGACACUAUAAUGUCAAAGAUAGAAUUGGCUUUGGGGAUCUCAUGCCCCCAGCCCUGCCUCAGCCUUCUCAGUCCUCUCCCUCCACUCCCUCCUCCCAGCCUGCUGCCCCUUGUCCUCUAAGCCAGCCCCUCCCAUAGAGUCGUGGACAGCCUCAGCUCUGCCCUCUUCCUCAGCUAUGGCUCCCUGGACUCUUGUUCCUGCACUGAGGCCAAUACUGUGGCUCCCGUCUUCUGCCAUGAGGGGCCUGAGUGGCCCUGAACUCCCCAAAUGCCAGAGAGGUCUCUGGGCCUGUGCUGGCCCUGCUGCUGAGUGAGAUCUCCCUGGCACUUCGUGCUCCCCAGGAAGCCUGAACCUCAGCCUGGGCCUUUCCUCUUCCCUGGGAGCUCUGGUUCAGUACCGACCAUGCUGGAGUUAGGGGGUCAUGAUUUGUUACUCAAAUUUAUGGCUCUGAAAAUCAAGUAUAUGUAAUACCUAAAGAAAUGAAUGCACUGUG